Osmerus eperlanus (European smelt) is the source of this 735-nucleotide messenger RNA. RefSeq names its product calmodulin-like 4b (gene calml4b). Gene Ontology annotation, molecular function: calcium ion binding. The record is from RefSeq and is a predicted model, not a curated record. The coding region runs from base 45 to 506 and encodes 153 amino acids. Gene Ontology annotation, cellular component: myosin II complex. The transcript is spliced from 5 exons. NCBI's taxonomy places the organism in Eukaryota, Metazoa, Chordata, Actinopteri, Osmeriformes, Osmeridae.
GUGCAUGACGCUGGCAAAGACGGAAGCAUUGAGCACUGACCACAAUGGCAAAGUUCCUGACGCACGAUCAGAUAAAUGAGUUCAAGGAAUGCUUCUCACUGUAUGAUAAGAAGCACAAGGGUAAAAUCGAAGCGAAAGACCUGAUCACAGUUAUGCGCUGCCUAGGAGCCUGUCCAACCUUCACUGAGAUAGACAGACACCUGCAGAGCCAUAUGAUAGACAAGGCUGGGGAGCUAGACUUCUCCACGUUCCUCAGCAUCAUGCACCGGCAGCACCAGCAGGAGCAGCCCUGCCAGGAGAUCCUGGAGGCCAUGAAGAUGACAGACAAGCAGAGGAGAGGCUUCAUCCUGGCACCAGAGCUGAGGGCCAAGCUCACCGGGCUGGGGGAGAAACUCACUGACCGGGAGGUGGACGACAUGCUAAAGGAGGCGGGUGUCGGAGCUGAUGGGCGAAUCAACUAUGAGGAGUUUGCCAAGGCAGUGACCCGACCAUCAGCAAAGUAUUGACCGAGAGACAGGCAGGACAAACCUCAGGUCUCUACUGAAGACAGACUGUGUGCUAACUGGGUAGAAUUGUCUGUGUUAAAGUAUAUAUUUAAGAAAAGACUUGCAUGGUAAACAUAAUCCUUUUGUUCCUGGUUUAAACUAAAACCAUUUAUAAAUGUUUAUGAUGUACAACUAGAAAACAUACAGUAUCUGUUUCACAGAUAUUCAUAAAGGGACUAUGUUGUUUGGA